Anopheles funestus (African malaria mosquito) is the source of this 947-nucleotide messenger RNA. Its product is annotated as nuclear nucleic acid-binding protein C1D-like. The transcript is spliced from 2 exons. Gene Ontology annotation, molecular function: DNA binding; RNA binding. The record is from RefSeq and is a predicted model, not a curated record. Gene Ontology annotation, cellular component: exosome (RNase complex); nucleolus. NCBI's taxonomy places the organism in Eukaryota, Metazoa, Arthropoda, Insecta, Diptera, Culicidae. Bases 162 to 644 code for a protein of 160 amino acids. Gene Ontology annotation, biological process: regulation of gene expression; maturation of 5.8S rRNA.
UAUAUUUUGUAUCUUCCCGGCGCGUGCAUUACAUACGCCACGUGAAAAAGGUAUAAAUAAGUCCUUAGUAUCGUAAAAAGCUUCGUUUUAUAAAAAAUUCACCCUUACCGAAACCGUCACCGAGUUUAGCUAAUUAUUCCCAAUAUCGGAACUAUAGAAACAUGGUGGAUACAAUAGAACAGGACGCGGAAGAGUACGCAGCCGAAUAUGGAGUACUGAAGGGUGAUCUUGUGUUUAUUCGCAACAAUCAAAACCUGGUGCAAACUAUCGAACAAAUCCAGCAAACGCUUGCGAACGUGAAUCGUGAGUACGAUAAUUAUGCCAACUUUACGCUAGAGCAAAAGGUUCGGUUCGAUUCAUUAUGUGCGUUCUGUGUGAACGCUCUGUUCUGGAUGCACGAGAAGCUGCUUGGUCGUCCAACUACGGUUAUGGAUGACAUCAAAUCAGAUCUCGAUCGGGUGCGAGAAGCGAUGAAACGGUUACAGAUGGUGCACGAUAAUCUAACCAAACGUCCCCACCUAGAUAAACCAGCUGCUAAACGGUUCAUUCGAGCCGGCCUGUACGAUUUAAAUAGCACACCCGACAAAUCGGACGGUGCGCCACCAAACAAAAAGAAACGGAUGAAGAAUAGAGAAACAGAAUGACCAGUACCAAUCUAAUGGCGAGCGGAAAUGGCAUUUAUGAACACCACAGUCUGUAUAAAAUAUGUGAAAUGAAACUGCUAAAGGGUUUUAUACAAUUAUACACUACUAAACAAAAGGAUAAACGAAGAAAAUAAACUCUAAUAUUAAAGAUUACUUGCCACGUAACGGUGCUUAAUCAGAUCUUCGUUUGAUCCUAUUUUGAGAAAUGUACUUCGGUAGGAAAUUUCGCACAAAGUCAUCUGCUAGGUGAGAAACGAUAAAUUUAAAAUCAUAAAUAUCUGUUUCGAGUUCCAAAGCCUAAAA